AUGAAUUCGUUGAAUGAAAAUCAAUAUGAACUUUCUGCAAUAGAUACCAAUGGCGAGACAUCUGAAUCCGAUGAUAAUAGUAUUCAAUCACCGAAUUUGAUUGGCCUCCAAUUUGGAUCCAUUAUAGCAUUGAAAAAGAUUCGUUAUGUUCUUUUAAUAUCCGUGACUCUCUGCUUAAUUAUAUUGACUAUCGUUAUAUUUGUUACACUAACUCAUAGACAAGGAAAUUUGGUAACGACAGUGACACUUACGACAUCUGACACAACGAGUCAGACAACAAACACAUCGUCAAUGUUAAUAACAUCAGUAUCAACGACAGUCAUCACAGCGUUCAUGCCAAUGCUUAAUAUAUCUGUCGAUGCUCAAUGGGAACAGAAUGGAAUUACAAUAAUUGAAGGCCGUCAGAAAGAUAAUGCGACUUACCGGGUUUAUCAGCCUCGCGGUCUCUUUAUUGAUGAUGAUCAAAAUAUUCUCAUUGCUGACCAUCGAAAUCAUCGAAUUGACGAGUGGAAGCAAGGCGAUAAGGAAGUAGUAGUAUUAUUUGGUGGUGGGAAAGGAACAAAACUAGGUCAACUGCACCAUCCAGUUGAUGUGCUAAUUGACAGAGCAUUGAAUACUCUCAUUAUUUGUGAUCAAUCGAACCGCAGAGUUCUUCGCUGGUUUAGGCGUAGUCCAAAUAAGACUGCAGAAAUUCUUAUCAAUAACAUUCGUUGCGCAGGAUUGGCCAUCGAUCACCAAAGAUAUCUCUAUAUUUCUGAUAAUGAGCACCAUCAGGUGAAACGAUACGAUACCGAUGGAAGAAACCAAACUGUUGUGGCUGGAACUGGCCGUCAAGGUAAUGCGUCGGAUGAGCUGAAUAGUCCAGCAUAUAUUUUUGUGGAUCGGCAACAAAAUGUUUUCGUUUCGGAUACUGAGAAUAAUCGGGUGAUCCAAUGGAAUAAAGGUGCAAGUGUAGGGAAAAUAGUUGCAGGAAAUGGCAUAGUAGGAAGAAUACUAAAAAAACUGCAACAACCGGCUGGAAUAUUCGUUGACUCGUCAAAUACCGUAUAUGUGGCAGAUUGUAGAAAUAAUCGCGUGAUGCGUUGGCCUCAGGGUGCAACUACGGGGUCUGUUGUGGUAGGAAACAACGGCCAAGGAUCGGGUUCAAAUCAACUGAAUUGUCCUAAAGGUUUGGUUUUUGACAGAACUGGAAAUCUUUAUGUUGCUGAUUCUCGCAAUAAUCGUAUACAAAAAUAUUUGUUUAAAUAA
Messenger RNA from Adineta ricciae, 1248 nucleotides. The record is from the annotation of a GenBank genome assembly. NCBI's taxonomy places the organism in Eukaryota, Metazoa, Rotifera, Eurotatoria, Adinetida, Adinetidae.